This is a messenger RNA of Naegleria fowleri, 927 nucleotides long. RefSeq lists its product as uncharacterized. Bases 1 to 927 code for a protein of 308 amino acids. NCBI's taxonomy places the organism in Eukaryota, Heterolobosea, Eutetramitea, Acrasida, Naegleriidae. The transcript has a single exon. The record is from RefSeq and is a predicted model, not a curated record.
AUGCUCAUCCUUAAUUCAGGAGGCACUCGACGCGUCUACUCGACUUCGUGUUGCGAUAAAUGCCUGAGAGAUUUCUCUCAAGUUGUUUCAUCCACCCAUCAAUGUCACAACUGUCAACGAAAAUUCUGUAGCGUUCAUGCCAAUUAUCAUUCAAAAUAUUUUCCUUAUCAUCAUUUGACAGUAUCCAUUGAGAAUGAUGAUACGAGUAGUUCUGAUUCUUCAUCCUCAUUCGAUCAGGAAGAAUCUGUUGAAUCUUCUUCAGAAGAUUCCACUCCUCCAUGUGGUCAUUCUCGAAAUGAGAAUUCCAGAAAUGACAAUGAAGAACUCUUACUUGGAUGUCCUAUUAAGGAAAUAUCCAUCGUUCCAAGAGGAGUGGGUCAACUUACUUCUACUUGGUCCUCACCUUCCAAAUCUCUUUUGAAACAACACCAACAUGAACGCAUUCAUUCACAAUUUGAGGAUUUAAAAGAUGACCUUAAACGUUUGGAACAAGUUCACUUUCGAGGAUUUUGUAACCUUACGGAUGAAUUUCAAGAUAUUGAAAAACAUCGAUUGGAUUUGAAAAUGGAAUCUCAAAGAAUCUUUUCAUCACUUCGAAAAACAUUGUACGAGAGAGAGGAUGAAGUGUCACUGAAUAUUGAUAAAAUUUGUAAUGAACAAAAAGAAAUGGUUAUGAAAAUUAGUUCUCUAAAGAAUCAUUUGAGAAUGGUCAUGACAGAAAUUGAAAGCAUGAAAUGUGAGGAAAGUAAUUUUGAAAAGAUGGAAAGAAAGUUGCAACAUUUGAAUGCAACGAUUGAUUCAUUGAAAUUGCAAUGUCAAUAUCAAAGUGUGAAUGGUAUUCAAAAUUAUCGUUUGAGAUAUUUGCCAAUUCUUGAAGAGAUUGAAGAAGAUAUUCGCAGAUUGUGUCAUUUGCAAAAAUUGAACUGA